Molecule: messenger RNA, 1900 nt
Organism: Zingiber officinale
Lineage: Eukaryota; Viridiplantae; Streptophyta; Magnoliopsida; Zingiberales; Zingiberaceae
Product: pectinesterase-like
Exons: 2
Coding region: 131-1753 (540 amino acids)
Biological process (GO): cell wall modification
Molecular function (GO): pectinesterase activity; pectinesterase inhibitor activity
Source: RefSeq, a predicted model, not a curated record
GAUAGGCUCCAUCGGCCCCAUCCUCCUCGGGUUCCAUCUUUUUUUUAUUCAUAAAAAGGAAAUGAAAUGAGAUGAGAUUUCCUCAUCACUAGUCACUAAAAACGCUCCACAAUUCUUCAGCCUUUCAAAAAUGAGUUUCAUGGCGAUGAUCUUUGGCAGCCAGGUCGCUCUUUCAUGCAUUGUCUUCUGUUUUCUUUUUCCGGCGCCGGUGGCACCCGCCGGAGUCGAUCACUGCGAAGGCACUCUGUACCCAGAACUGUGCGCCUCCACCCUCUCGGUCAUCCCGGAUCUCCACGCCAAGUCCCUCCCCGACGUCAUCUGCGCCACCAUCAACGCUUCUGAGGCAGCCGUCAACGCCGCCGCCAAGAAUUGCUCCAACUACCUCCGCCACCACAGCUACGCCCUGGACGGCCGCGAGCGCUACGCCCUCUCCGACUGCCUCGAUCUCUUCUCGCAGACCCUCGACGAGCUGGCCGUCGCCGCGUCCGACCUCUCCCGCCGCAACCCGUCCUCCCUGAUCGACGAUGUCCGCACCGUCCUCUCGGCCGCCAUCACCAACCAGGACACCUGCCUCGACGGUUUCGCCUACGUCGGCCACGACGGCGGAUACCGCCACGCCAUCGAGAGCCGGCUCUACCACCUGUCGCACAUGGUCAGCAACUCCCUUGCCAUGGCGGGGAAGAUACAGCGGCGGGAACCUCGCCGUAAAGAGGCCCUGGAGGGGUACGGCGAGUUGGACGCCGUCAGCGAGUUCCCUGCGUGGUUGCCCAAGAAGGACCGGAGGCUGCUGCAGGCGGCGACUAACGAGACGAAGGCGGACUUGGUGGUGGCGAAAGACGGAAGCGGGAACUUCACGACGGUGAGCGAGGCGGUGGAGGCGGCGCCGAGCAACGGGAAGCAGAGGUUCGUGAUCCACGUGAAGGCGGGGACGUACCUGGAGAACGUGGAGGUGACGAAGAAGAAGAAAAACUUGAUGUUAAUGGGCGACGGGAUCGGGAAGACGGUGAUCAAAGCCAGCAGGAACGUGGUGGAUGGAUGGACCACCUUCCGGUCAGCCACCGUCGCGGUGGUGGGCGACGGGUUUCUGAUGCGCGAUCUGACGGUGGAGAACUCGGCGGGGCCGAGCAAGCACCAGGCCGUGGCCCUCCGCGUCGGCGCCGACCUCUCCGCCUUCUACCGCUGCAGCUUCGUGGGUUACCAGGACACCCUCUACGCCCACUCGCUCCGCCAGUUCUUCCGCAACUGCGACGUCUACGGCACCGUCGACUUCAUCUUCGGCAACGCCGCCGUGGUGCUCCAGAACUGCAGCCUCUACGCCCGCCGCCCCCUCGACAACCAGCAGAACAUCUUCACGGCGCAGGGGCGGGAGGACCCCAACCAGAACACCGGCAUCUCCAUUCAUAACUGCAAGGUCGCGGCCGCCUCCGACCUGGCGCCGGUUCAGUCCAGCUUCCGGACCUACCUCGGUCGGCCUUGGAAGGAGUACUCCCGCACCGUCUUCAUGCAGUCCUCCCUCGACAGCUUGAUCGCGCCGGCGGGGUGGUUGGAGUGGAACGGGAGUUUCGCGCUGAAAACUCUGUAUUACGGGGAGUACAUGAACAGGGGGGCUGGGGCGGGCACCUCCGGCCGGGUGAAUUGGCCCGGCUACAGGGUCAUCAACAGCUCGGUCGAGGCGAGCAAGUUCACGGUGGCGGCCUUCAUCCAGGGGGAUCAAUGGCUGACUUCCGUGCCUUUUCUCGCCGGAUUAGCGUAAACUGGAGAUCUGCAGCAGGAUGGUUCCAUUAAUUAUUUGGGGCCUUUUAUAAUUUUAACAUUAUAAUAAUUUCCUCUAUUUUCAUGCAUAUGUAGUCCAGUCGCUACGCGUAUUUUGGAAUUAAUAAAAUGUUUAAUUUCAUGCUUA